GUACCAUUCUGAGUAGCACGCGGGGUGACCAAAAACAAAAAAAGCUUAUUAAAGCUGGAUAAUCCCAUAAAAACACUCCAGUGGACGAUUACCUCAAAUAUAAACGUCAUUUCGGUUAUUCAAAACCGUGUUUUAUUGAAUUAUAUUAAAUUGACUUUAAAAAAAAAUGCGUGCCACUUACCCGGCACAUACAUACCCGUGUUAGUAAACGCUGAAAUGAUCCUACAAUUCAAACCAAUCGCAGGAGCGACUGCUGUGCCUCUUUACUUCACAGACUGAAGGAGCAAAUUGAGAAGAAAUUUGAAUUUAACAGAAGAUGGCAAAGAAACUGGUGAUCAUCGACACGGACUGCGGCAUAGACGACGCCCAGGCUAUCAUGAUGGCCCUAGCUGCACCUAACAUUCAGGUCCUGGGCGUUACCUGCGUGUUUGGGAACGCAGCAGUCGAGAAUGUGUGUCAGAAUGUUUUGAGGGUGCUCUCCAUCUGUGAGCGUGAGGAGAUCCCGGUGUUUCGAGGUUCUGGUUGUCCUCUGGUUGGAGACCGUAAGUCGAGUAGUGACCACUUUGGAAGUGAUGGACUUGGAGACGUGAUUGAAGACAAAGAUCCACAGUGGGAGGAGAAAAUCCAUAGAGAGCAUGCAGUCAAUGCAAUGCUUAGACUGGUGUCUGAAAACCAGAACCAGGUCUCCUUGGUGGCCCUCGGCCCACUCACUAAUCUGGCGCUGGCUGUCAGACUGGAUCCAUGUUUUCCCCAAAAGCUCAAAGCUCUGUACAUUAUGGGUGGCAACAUGGAAGGAAAGGGGAAUGUGACACUAUGUGCAGAGUUUAACUUUGCAAUGGACCCAGAGUCUGCCUAUAUUGUUCUUGAAGAGUUUCUCUGCCCUACAUACCUCGCAUCGUGGGAAUACGCGUGCAGAAACGCACUGACAUGGGAGUUCUUUGAAGAGUUGAUCAAUCGGGACGCACCUGCUGCACGCUUUAUGAAGAUGAUAACAUCUAAAUGCUGGGCCUACUCCAAAGAGGCUAUGAUGACUAAGAGAGACGUGUACUUUGGAGCUGGCUUUGUCUCUUAUGACGCCUAUGCAAUGGCAGCCUGCAUUGACAGCAGUGUAGUAACAGAGUGCAUUGAGUGUCCCGUUCGUGUGGAGCUGCAGGGUUCCAUCACUCGCGGCAUGAUGGCACUCGAUCGCACAGAUAAAUUGAAGAAGAACCACAAUGUAUUUGUUAUGUCUAAAUGUGAUGUUGCGAAGUUUAGUCAGCUACUAAUGGAGUCUCUUAGAAAACCAUGUAGUAAGUAAUCUUUGGUGCCUUCAUGGAACAUAGAUAUAUUGCUAGAAUAAACAUGAGAAAUAGUAGGAAAAACCUGAAUAGAUGAGAAACAUACAAAUUUAGAUGCUUCCAGACAGGGCACAAGGGGUCACUGAAUGGUUUUGAUGAGUAUGAAAAUGAUGUUAAUCGUAUACUAUGACCUUCGCAAUCACCUGAUGUCAGUUCAGUUGAACACCUAUGGUAGAUUUUGGAGCAAAAUGUUAGAAAGCGCUCUCCACCACCAUCAUUAAAGAAACAAAUGAGGGAAUAUCUCUUGGGAGAACGGGGUUCCAUCCCUCCAGUGGCGACUCCACAGACUUGGAGAAUCCAGGCCAAGGAGCACUGAAGCUGUUCUAAAUGUUUGUUUUUUUCCUUUCUGCAAUUUGUCACCAAUCUGUAAGGGUGUAGAUGCAACUCAGGAAAAAAAUAAAAGCUAAUUUCCUUCCCCGAAUCAGAAUGUUUCAAUAUCGAUAAAUAGAAUAACUUGAAAAAUCAGGUGUUUGGCUAAAUUCUGUUAUUUAAACUUGCUGACAAAUGGAGGCUAUACUACUAUGUAAUACAAACCUCAAACUGAAGUGUUCUUGGACCAAUUUAUUCUCACACAAGGCUUUGAUAAAUCUGUCUUGUCUUUCCUUGGUUCUCUUGGUUCUCUUGGUUCUCGGUCUUUAUGACAUCUAUUAUCGAAUAUCUGAAACUGGCACAUGUAGUGCUGGACAUCCAACCCAUUUUCAAGGACAGAUCCCUUUCUGGAGGAGCAAACUCUCUCUCAUGAUCUGAACUUCUGCUCCGGGACUGGGCAACUUAACAACAACAUAGCCAACAGAGAGUGACGCCCAUCUUUCCAUCCUCCCAACUACUGUUGAAUGUGAAAUUGCCAUUAGUUUGCCUGAAAAAUUAGUAAAAACUGCACAGGUUACUGAGCUUCAUAAAUUUCCUAAACUGGACUGAUUACUUAAAAAGGUGUACUGCAUUAGUGUAGCAUUACUGUUGAAAUAUGGAAGAUUUAAAAAGUUUUUCUUGUAUGAGCUGGUGGUUGCUGACAUAAAAAAAUAAUAAAAACGAAAAAUAUUUUUCAUUAACUAGAAUAAAUGUUUUUUAAAGUUUUCGAUAAAUUGAAAAUGUUCUGUUAGCUUCGGUAGACCACAGGAAUCUGUGUAUUCUGUAUUAUUCCAAAUGUUUUAAGAGAAGCAAGGAACUCUGAAUCUGUAUACAUCUCACCAGCAGAAGAAGCAGCGAGGAUGAACGUCUGUUAGACCCCGCUGUGUGUAAUUGAGCACUGUACCUCUCUCAAAUUGAAGGCUGCAUAAGGAGAGAGUGCAUCAUUCAGAACCCAUUCAUUAUAGACUGGCCAAAUUGCCUUAAAGGUUGUAUUUUGAUGGACAUUUUUGGUCUAGGCUACAUAAAAAUUCAAUGGCAAGGCGAAAGGAAGAACUAAACAUACAAGCCCAACCCUUGAGUUGCCGGGUUAAGAGAGUUGCUGCCCUCUGUGAGUGGAAUGAGUCUGUAGUGUGCAACAGACCAGACUGAUAAAACCCAAGCUAAACCCCAUCUGGUAAAACCUUGGCUGACGCCAAGGACCCAAACUUCCACCCGGACCCAACUCCCAAGAGGUCAUCAACAGUCAUCAGCUCAUUCUGAGAGAAAACCUCCCUGCAAAACAGUCGUCCAGAGUGCAACCGUGAGACCACACCAGGCGGCAAGGGUCAAUGUCAACCUUCUGGUACAGGUCGACUCGUCUGAUCCCUCUUGAUAACUAUUUGAUCCAUGUCAGUAGCUCAUUUAGUGACCACUAUGAUGUGACUGAAGACAAGAAUCCACAGUAGGAAGAGAAAAUCCAGAGAGAGCAGGCAGUCAAUGAAAUGACGUGACUGGUGUCUGAAAACCAUUUCUGUUAUGUGUCUCUGCCCUCUGGUGCUGUGCUACCGAGUUUUACUUUCUACAGGUCUUUCUGCUCCUAAUCCAUAUUCUUCCUUCACUGGGUGUGUUGGCAACGCUGUUAGCCGAAUAAAUAUA
Messenger RNA from Xiphias gladius (swordfish), 3320 nucleotides. RefSeq lists its product as uncharacterized. NCBI's taxonomy places the organism in Eukaryota, Metazoa, Chordata, Actinopteri, Istiophoriformes, Xiphiidae. Gene Ontology annotation, molecular function: hydrolase activity, hydrolyzing N-glycosyl compounds. The record is from RefSeq and is a predicted model, not a curated record. Bases 317 to 1297 code for a protein of 326 amino acids. The transcript has 6 exons.